AUGGGCGUCUUCGCGUUGAGCGCCGGGUUUUCUAGAGGCAGGUUCGGCGACUUCACCCGCUCUCUGCUCGCGAGCGUCCCGGGGGGCGAUCUGAAGUCCAAACUCGGCUCCGUUCGCGCUUCGGCCACCUCGGCCAGUUCUUCGCGCAGGGAGUUACUGCCGAUCAGCUCGCACGACGCUCGGCCGUACUUCAGCGGCCUCCCGUGCUCCAAGGUUUCGCCUCGCAUGCGGCCCCUCGGGGUGCUCUGGUCCGGUCUCGUGUUGGAUGCUUUGAACUUCCUCGCCUGCGCUGGUUGGUCCAGCUCGCCUACCCGUUCUUCCGCGCCCCCUGGCCUGGACCCAGCUCAGAAGUGUUGCCUGGACCACAUUUGGCACGCGGUCCAGCACUUCGUUGAAUUUGACGGCGCGCCCUUCCACCUCGAGACCUGCAUGGAGGACCUCCUUCACAAGAAGCUCGGCUACCAGGGGGAGGUCGGGAGCAAAAGGCGGGAACUCACUCGUGUGCUCCCGUGUGCUCCCCUGCUGGCCGCCGGCCAAUGGCCGAGCCGCACGCCCGUGUCUCGGGUCCACGCCUCGUCUUCUGAGUGGUACUCCUUGGCACGCGCCGGCUUCGAGAGGGGCCUCUUCGAACCGAUCGCGGAGACGGGCAUCUUCCGGGACGCGUGGGGGACCCCUGUGCUGAACGGGGCCAUGGGGGUCGACAAGCCGAAGCUGGUCGAUGGCGAGGUCGUGACGUGCCUCCGCUUUACCUGCAUCUUCUGCUCCAUCAACGCCUUCUUCCGGAAAUUGCGGGGCGAUGCUGGAGAUCUUCCGUACCUGGGCCAGCUGGGCCUCGUUCUUCUCGAGGGCUACGAGAUCUUGACCAUCGACUCCGAGGACAUGCAAGCCUGCUUCAACCUCUUCCGGAUGCCACCGGCAUGGUCCGCCUUCUUCGCAUUCGAAAAGGUCGUUCCGAUGUCGGCCUUCGGUGGGGACCCCAGCGUUAUGACGCACGUGGCCAUGCGAGCCGUCCCCAUGGGGUGGCUGGGGGCCGUCGACCUGAUGCAGUGCAUGGCCCGGCGUUUUGUCUUUGGGCUGUGCGGCGUGUCAGCGAACACCGAAUUGAGCAAGGAGCAGGAGGUCCCCAGCGGCGACAUCAGCGUGGUGUGCAUGGACGGGUUCGACUUUGUGCGCCGGCUGCGCGUUCUUAGCGGGAAGCUCGAUGAGUUGCAGUUCGAAGCUUCCGAGGAGCACGGCCGCUUCGUGCAGACUUGCUCCGAACUCGGUCUGCCGCUCAAUGCCGCCAAGAGCCUUGUCGAAGGACUGGCGGGCCAGAUCCUCGGCGGCGAGCUCGACGGUGUCCGGGGCACGUUGGCGGUCGAGCGCGGAAAGGGCCACGCUCUGAUAUCCAAGGCGCUGGCUUUGCUGACCAGGCGUGCGUGGCCGGCGGCCGGUCUGCAGCACUGGAUAGGCGGAUAUUGCUUCGCAGCUGGCUUCAGGAGGCCGACCUUCUCGGUCUUGCAGGAGUGUUUUGGGUUCGCAGCUGCAGCCGAAACGAAGGCCCAAGGCAUCUUGGAGCCUGAUCCGCAGGUCGUGGACGAGGUCAUGGUGGCAACAGCCUUGCUGCCGAUGUGCUUCACGGAUUUGCGCGCCCAGCUUCGGCGCAUCAUCAGCUCGAGCGACGCUUCGGAGAGCGGCGGAGGAGCGUCCGAAGCCAGACAGCUGAUCUCGGCCUUCGAUCCCGAAACAGCGGAGGUCCACGACGACGUGAACGCGGCUCUGAACGAGGAGGUUGGCUCCUGCAGCAUGACGGCGUGGAUUCUCGGCGAUGCCAGCCUGAAGAUUGGCGCGGCAGCAUGCCAUGGGCCCCCCAGCGGAUCCACGCUCAAUUCCGGCGCCGGUGCCAAGCCGCAGCGGCUGCCGCAGGAGAGGACCAGGGAGCGGCGGCCGUGUUUCGUCAUCCACUCUGCGAGCAGCUGGAUCUGGCACCAGGCGCCUCUCGCCGAGGUCCUCGAGCUCGAGGGGGUCAUAUCGACCUGGACGUGCACGUGUCGCUAUGGCGCGCAGUUCGGCACUCCAAUGCGCAUUGCACACAACAGCCCUGCCUUGGACGUGCUCUGCGGCAGUGGCCCGUGCGACUGCCCUAUUGAGGGCAGAGGCCGCCUCGACGUCGAGCUCCCCGUGAAGUUCGCGGAGGUUUUUGGCCAUUGGGCUUCAGAGAUUGCUUCCUUAGGCGGGUGCGCCUUCCUGCCAGUCGCGCCUUCUGAACGACCCGCAUGGUUGGCCGAAGGGCUCUGGGUGGCGACUGCGAGGCUUCGGCAGGAAGCGCUCCAGCCGGCGAUCGUGGAGAAGCUAUUGGAGACGAUGUCCACGAUGAGGAGGGGCGCCGAAAUCGAGCACCUCAAGGCCAUGUUGAAGCGGGCGGACUAUCGAGGGUCUGACGUUCGCUUAACGACUGGGGCGCUUGUCGACGGAUGCCGCCAGGACGUGCCAUACCCAGCAUUUUGCUGGGAGUGGACCACGGCGCAGAGCUACGGGUGGAAGGCGCCACAGCAUAUCAACGCUCUUGAAUCCACUGCAUUCUUCAACUACGUGCGGAGCCAGGCCGGGAGUAAGGACUUCCACAAACGCCGGUUCUGCCACAUCUUCGACAGUCGGGUGGUCAGCUGCGUCGUGGCGAAGGGUUGGUCUUCGUCGCGUCUCCUCAAUCGGUUGUGCCGGCGGUUCGCCGCCUUCUCCAUUGCCUCGAACACCUACGUGCUCACCUUCUGGACGGUUUCGGCCUGGAACCACAGCGACGCCGCCAGCAGGCGGCUACGAGAGACCCUGGGCGAGCUAGACGAGGAGGUGGGGGAGUACAUCAACCACCUCUACUUGGACAGCUACCCGCAGGGCUGGGCCAUAGACCUCGUGAGCGCCAUGAAGCGGUACUACCCCAAAUGCCGGAAAAAACUCAAUAUCGCGAGCUUGUACCUCAAGAACUGGGCGCGGGUCACCGAGCGGCGUCGCGCAAUCCCAGCAAGCAGGGACUUGGUUAUCGGCAUGGCGGUGGCGGCGCUGUUCGAGCGGAAGGUGAGGUUAGCUUUCGGGAUCUUGUUGUCUUUCGUCGGCCUCCUCCGCGUGGGGGAGAUCAUCGGCGCGACUGGCCGACAGCUCGCGGUCUUCGGGGGCGGCUCGCUCUUGACGUUGGCGCUUCCGGACAGCAAGGGCGCCAAGCGCACGGGCGACACUGAGCAGGUGACCGUCUACGACCCGUUGGUGCUGAAGCUCGCCGCCAUCAUCACUUCGAACACCGAGCCAAACGAGAAGAUUUUACAGCUGACGUACGCGGAGUUCGCGAAGGAGUUGACCAGGCUUGGUCGCAUGUUUGGCGUGCGUUCGCCAAGGUUCACUCCGUACUGUCUGCGGCGAGGUGGUGCCACAUGGCACUUUACGAAAUAUUCCAGCUACGACGCCACGGUGGACCUCGGCAGGUGGGCCCAGGUCCGCACAGCGAAGCUCUACAUCGACCAAGCGACCGCGGAAACAACGGAGCUGCUGCUCCCGUCCUGGGGUCUUCGGCGCCUGGAGUUAGCGGUCAAAAUCAUCGACGAGCUGGUGACGCAGACG
Molecule: messenger RNA, 3588 nt
Organism: Prorocentrum cordatum
Lineage: Eukaryota; Dinophyceae; Prorocentrales; Prorocentraceae
Source: the annotation of a GenBank genome assembly